AUGAGUUCACUCCCCGAAGACAUCGGCGUCAGGGAUUACCUGGCAGCCCGCUUCUUCCCCGGCCUCGCUCCAGCAGACGAGGCCACAGCCACGGAGAGCCGCCGCUCGCCGUCCGGGAGCCCAGAGCCACAGCUCCCCGCCUACGACGACGACAGGCCGCCUCCCAAGUACAGGACCAUGGAGGAGCUGGCCCUGGAGGACGAGGAGGAGGAGCGCAGGACGAUUGCGCAGCAGAAGCGAGUGCUGCUCGUUCGUCUUCUGUCGUUUUUGUUUUGCGUCUCGAUCGUCGUGCUGGUUGUCGCCGUGGCGAUCGUGCAGGCGAAUCGGACGAGGAAGAGGAAGGAGAUGGAGUUGGAGUACCAGCAGGAGGUCAACGAGACCAGCUCGGGGCUCAGGGGUCCGGCAGUUGAUGAAGGCCUGGUCGUCUCCUUGACGGCGAUAGUGUUUGCGCGUGCGUCGACUGGAAACGCAACAGCAGUUCCAUUUACUGCUUAG
Molecule: messenger RNA, 495 nt
Organism: Trichoderma citrinoviride
Lineage: Eukaryota; Fungi; Ascomycota; Sordariomycetes; Hypocreales; Hypocreaceae
Exons: 2
Coding region: 1-495 (164 amino acids)
Source: RefSeq, a predicted model, not a curated record